AUGGGGAGGGGGGAUGGGGUGCAGUUGGGUGGGGGGGGACAUUCCCCAUCUCCUCAUCUCCUCCCGCUCUCCCUGCAUGUUCCCCCCCUCUCCUCUCUCCUCCCCCCCGCUUUCCAUCAUCUCCCCCUGCUCCUUCCCCGAUCCUUCCUCAUUUUUCUCCCAUCAUCUCCCCGUUCUCCCCUCUUCUCGUCUCCCCCAUCUCCCGUCACCACCCCUCCCCUCCUCCCCCCCCCCCCCCCCCCCCCCCCCCCAAUUCCCUGCCCCGCUCUCCUCUCAUCUCCCCGCCGCACCCCUCAUCGCACCCCAUCCUCCAUUCACCCCUCAUCUGCUCUCUCCCCCUCCUUUCCCUCCCCCACUCACCCCUACUUUCCCUUCCCGCUCAACCCUCCUUUCCCUUCCCGCUCACCCCUCCUUUCCCUUCCCGCUCACCCCUCGUUUCCCUUCCCAUUCACCCCCCAUUUUCUCCCACCCACCCCCCAUCCCCCAUCAUCUCCACCCGCGCUCACCCGUCAUAUUUCACCCCACCCAUCCCUCAUCCUCCUCGCCCUCUCCCCCCCUUCCACCAACUCACCUCUCGUCUCCCCCACACUUUCCUCUUACUGUUCCCCUGCCUUACAGAUGUAA
Closterium sp. NIES-65 is the source of this 624-nucleotide messenger RNA. NCBI's taxonomy places the organism in Eukaryota, Viridiplantae, Streptophyta, Zygnematophyceae, Desmidiales, Closteriaceae. The record is from the annotation of a GenBank genome assembly.